UUUUCAGUGUCAGAGCUCAGUCUGUUUUAAGAAGUUUUCCGAGUGACAGCUGUGGACAUGAGGACCCUGCUGGCUCUAAAUGUACUACUGGGUGCUGUAAUGAGCAGCACCACAGUUAAUCAGAUAUCAAGCUUACCAGGAACAGCCAUUUCCUUGCACUGUACUGCCACAGGACCGUCUGUAAAUUGGCUCUGGAUUCCAAAAUACCACAAAUGUGCCGGAUUUCAAGGAUCACUGAAAGUAAUCUACAGUGUCGGUCAGACUGGAGUUCAUAAAAUGGAAGUCGAGGUCUUUAAGAACCGAUUGGAAGUGAUCAGUGAUAUCAAGACAGGGACGAACUCUCUGGUGCUUAAAGAUGUGGUGGCAAGUGAUUCAGGGCGCUUCACCUGCUGCGAUCGAAAUGGAGGAAGGGAGACCUAUGAUCUUCAGGUGAAAGCAGGUUGCUAUAAAAACAUUAAAAUCACCAGUUCGAAAUUGCCUAGGCUGGGAGGCCAUGUUACUCUGUAUUGCUCCUCCUGUACCAGUGAUCCACUAACUAAAAAUAAUACAUUUGCCUGGAACUUCAAUGGAAAACCCAUCUCUUACACUCCAGAAGUUAUUGAAGGGAAAAGAACGCUGACUAUAUCGCAGGUAAGAGACAUCCAUGAAGGGAAAUGGAGCUGCCAGUCUGUGAAAGACCCCUCUCAACACUCAGAAUACUGUCUAGACUUGGGAUCACAGGCUGGGCAAAGGCACAAGGGGCAACAGAUCACAUCACAGGCUACCUGCAUCCCCUCGACAACAGAGAAAGCUGCUUCAGACAAACCAGCACAAGGAGAAGCUGGUGGUUGGAAUGGUUCCUUGGUGCCAGUGGUUGUUAUUGUGCCAUUAAUCGCUAUUACAGUGCUGUUGACUCCUGGAGUAUGGCUCUGCAGAAGAAAGAAAUCACUCAGGAUGAAGCAAAGGGAAAAUGUAACUGUUGUAGACCCCUCUAAAUCAGCUACACACUCCACCUGCUCCACCACCCUCUGUGGAGAGACUUCACAAGCAACGACAGUCACUGCACAGGUCUUGAAGGAUGAAAUUCAGUAUGCCUCCCUCGAUCAAUCGCAGCUAAGAAGUAAGCAGACAAGACCUAAAGCUGGUAGUAAGGUGCAGUAUGCCUCUAUUGAUCAUCUCCAACCAACCAGAAAUCACCUGCCUGCUUCUGAAGACUGCACCCUGUAUUCUACUGUUUGGGGAGAUUGAGCACCAUAGGUGUAAGUGGGUUGUCCAACGCAUGAUAUUAGCUGUACCGUACCAUUCUCUGCCAUUUGUCAUACUUACCACAUGCUAUUACUGGACGUUACUCAUAGAAGCAAGUUUUAUUUUUUUUUAUUUUUUUUACUGUAAGUUAACUGCUCUUAGUCGAACUCGCUCUUAAAUGUAAUUACUUACUGCAUUCUUUAUUUUGCUCUUAUUUGAAUUUGAUCUUGUUGUACUUUGCAAUGGCUCUUACCUGUAAUGUGACAUUCUGUAAUGUGAUAUUGAGGGCAGCAGUGUGGAGUAGUGGUUAGGGCUCUGGACUCUUGACCGGAGGGUCGUGGGUUCAAUCCCAGGUUGGGGACACUGCUGCUGUACCCUUGAGCAAGGUACUUUACCUAGAUUGCUCCAGUAAAAACCCAACUGUAUAAAUGGGUAAUUGUAUGUAAAAAUAAUGUGAUAUCUUGUAACAAUUGUAAGUUGCCCUGGAUAAGGGCGUCUGUUAAUAAAUAAAUAAAUAAUAAUAUUGUAUAAUGUGAUAAUUUGCAAGGAGAUCGUUUGUAAUGUGAUCAUUUCUACUGUGAUGCUUUGUAACAACUGUACGUCACCCUGGAUAAGAUAGGAGGCUGUGUGGUCCAGUGGUUAAAGAAAAGAGCUUGCAACCAGGAGGUCCCUGGUUCAAAUCCCACCUCAGCCACUUACUCAUUGUGUGACCCUGAGCAAGUCACUUAACCUCCUUGUGCUCCGUCUUUCGGGUGAGACGUAAUUGUAAGUGACUCUGCAGCUGAUGCAUAGUUCACAUACCCGAGUCUCUGUAAGUCGCCUUGGAUAAAGGCGUCUGCUGAAUAAACUAAUAAUAAUAAUAAGGGUGUCUAUUAAUUAAUAAUAAUGAAACAGACUAUCAAAGUGUUAUCAUCAAUGCAAUUAUAUCACAUUAUAAUAUAAUGUGAUAUAAUUAACAGCUGAUAGCUAAUGAAACAAAAAUUCACUAAUCUCCCCAAUCCUGCGUUUCCGUUCACUGUGUACAGCAGGUUUCAAAUGUGAAGCCCUUCAAUCACUGACUGGAGAUCUGUUUGAUGUGGCCAGAUAGUUAGUUAUAAGCAUCUGGUUGGAUCCAUUGGUGAAGUUUGAUUAGCAUAUUUCAACUAUGCCAAAGAAAAUAGCGCAAAAACGUGAUUUUCUUUUUCAACAGUGAAAAAACUUUACACCUCAAAGUAGAUGUCGUGUUAUUAAGAGAUCUGUUUUUCCCUUGUUUGAUUAUGGUUACACUUUAUUUUUACAUGCCUCUGUUGAGCAAUCAAAAAACUAGGCUUGCAUAAUGAGCAAAGCAGCCAUAUUUCUAUUAGAAUGCCAUCUUCAAACCCAUCACUGCCAGUUACCUGCUUCUUUAAAUUGGAUGUCGCUGACUUAUAGAAGGAAAUUGCAUUACACUGGGUACUUUAUGUAAAGCUGUAAUAUUUUUGUUGCCAAGUUACCUAGGCUCGAUGUUACAGGUAAAAUAUACCUAAGUACAGUUUACGAUGUAGUCUUACCCUUAUUUAUCAAGUGCCUUAGAUUGGUCCUGUGCUGGCCAAUCAGCAUUUAGUUACAGCGCCCCCUAUGGCAUGGAAUAGUAUGGGCCAGAUGGAACACAUAGAACAGUGUCUACGUUUAUUUUAAUGAGUAGGUUUCUAGAAUGAUCGCAGUGUAAAUGUGUCUGAUCCCAGAUUGAAUGUAUGAUAGUGUUGCUGUU
Acipenser ruthenus (sterlet) is the source of this 2953-nucleotide messenger RNA. RefSeq lists its product as uncharacterized. The record is from RefSeq and is a predicted model, not a curated record. Lineage: Eukaryota; Metazoa; Chordata; Actinopteri; Acipenseriformes; Acipenseridae. Bases 58 to 1227 code for a protein of 389 amino acids. The transcript is spliced from 8 exons.